Molecule: messenger RNA, 1109 nt
Organism: Glycine soja
Lineage: Eukaryota; Viridiplantae; Streptophyta; Magnoliopsida; Fabales; Fabaceae
Exons: 5
Coding region: 194-658 (154 amino acids)
Source: RefSeq, a predicted model, not a curated record
CCGAUUAGACUCGGUGUGAAGAACGACGUCGCUUUCUCGUUUGGGGGAAAUCUAAAAUUUCCCUAAUCUGAAGCGCAGGCAGAGACCUUCCCACUCCUCAGAGUGUCGCCGCAGCAGCCUCCGUCGCCGGCAGAAAUUGCAAUCUUCUGCUGCCUUAUUGGAAUUCAGAUCUUAUAAUCCUCAGUUUGGUCCUAUGAAGGACAGACACAUGAAGAAAAAAGUCAAAAGAUUGAAAGACAUGGUUGAGCCAGAUAAAAAUUGCGAGACUAGGGUUGAAGAUGUUGCUUGGCUUUGCUCCCUUUCAGAGUCUGAGAUCGACAUGCUGAUUAGCUUGAAAUUGUUGAUCAUUCAGCGUGCAAAAAUGAUGGGUUGUAAAGAGCUGGCUAGUAAAUUCAACCUUAAAAUGAUUCGAGCCAUUGCACUUGUUUUGAUGGAACAUCUCAAGGCUGAGAUAAAAGGUUCAUCACUUAUCCCCAACACGGUUGAAUCUACUUCUUUUUUAGAUGCUUGCAACCUAUUGAAAUGUAGCAAUGAGGUUGAUGCAAAUAUUGAUGACCUAAGUGCAAGUCUUGGUGCUGAUAUUAGUGAUAUGCAAACUUUUCUUAGAAGUCCUCCAACAUCCAAACAAAAGAAGCAGAAAGUUGGAAGCAGAGAAUGAAACGCUUGCAGUUAUUGGAGGACCUAAAACAUCUAGCUUAUCCUUGUGACAACACCUUUACUUAGGCUGUGGAAGCUCUCAUUUAUAGUUUCUUUCUCAUUGCUGAAUUUGCAUACAAGUGUAUCUAAUAUUAUUAGGUUGCUUAUAGUUUUUUAUUGACAUUUUUCUAUUUGCGUAGCUAAGAAAUUAGUUGGAGCAAAUACCUCGGUUAUAUUUAGAAAAUUGUCGCAAGAAUGUGUAGCAAGCAAAUCCCCAUUUUGUCAAGGGAAUUUUACAUUACUUUAAUAGUUUUGUUUUUAUAGAAACCCAAGUUAAUGAGAGGUGGAACUUUUUUUUUUUCUUUCUAAAAUAUCAUUUAAAAUUGUUGUCCUUAGUUUUAUAGUUCAAGACAAUUAUUGUAACAUAAUUACAGACAUCUGUAUGUCAAGGGAUUGUAAACGUGUGCUUAUAA